ACCGUCUCUCAGUCGAGCUCGAGCAUCCUCGAUCGUCUGUCUCGCCGCCGCUAGUGGCUGGUUGUGUGUGAUCGAUAAGAUAUGGCCAUGGUGCUGCCGGAGACAGCGGCGGAGGGGAAGGCGCUGACGGAUGCGUGGGACUACAAGGGGAGGCCCGCCGGGAGAGCUGCCACCGGCGGGUGGGGCUGCGCCGCGAUGAUCCUCGGGGCGGAGCUGUUCGAGCGGAUGACGACGCUCGGCAUCGCCGUCAACCUGGUGCCGUACAUGACCGGCACCAUGCAUCUCGGCAAUGCCGCGGCGGCCAACACGGUGACCAACUUCAUCGGCACGUCAUUCAUGCUCUGCCUCCUCGGUGGGUUCAUCGCCGACACCUACCUCGGCCGCUACCUCACCAUCGCCGUCUUCGCCGCCGUCCAAGCCACGGGGGUGAUGAUACUGACGAUCUCGACGGCGGCGCCGGGGCUGAGGCCGCCGGCGUGCAGCGACCCCAAGGGGGAGAGCGCCGACUGCGUGGUGGCGAACGGGACGCAGCUGGGCGUGCUGUACCUGGGGCUCUACCUGACGGCGCUCGGCACCGGCGGGCUCAAGUCCAGCGUGUCCGGCUUCGGCUCCGACCAGUUCGACGAGUCCGACGACGGCGAGCGCAAGAAGAUGAUGCGCUUCUUCAACUGGUUCUACUUCUUCGUCAGCAUCGGCGCGCUGCUCGCCACCACCGUGCUGGUGUACGUCCAGGACAACGUCGGCCGGCGGUGGGGCUAUGGCAUCUGCGCCGUCGGCAUCCUCGUCGGCCUCGCCGUCUUCCUCUCCGGCACCAGGAAGUACCGGUUCAAGAAGCUGGUCGGGAGCCCCCUCACCCAGGUCGCCGCCGUCACGGCCGCCGCCUGGAGCAAGCGCUCGCUGCCGCUGCCGUCCGACCCCGACAUGCUCUACGACGUCGACGACGCCGCCGCCGCCGGCCAGGACAUCAAGGGCAAGCAGAGGCUGCCACACAGCAAGGAGUGCCGGUUCCUGGACCACGCGGCGAUCAUCGACGGGGCGGCGCCGGCGGCGAGCGGCAAGUGGACGCUGUGCACGAGGACGGACGUGGAGGAGGUGAAGCAGGUGGUGCGGAUGCUGCCGAUAUGGGCGACGACGAUCAUGUUCUGGACCAUCCACGCCCAGAUGACCACCUUCGCCGUCGCCCAGGCGUCGAUCAUGGACCGCCGCGUCGUCGGCUCCUUCCUCAUCCCGGCGGGCUCCCUCACCGUCUUCCUCAUCGGCUCCAUCCUCCUCACCGUGCCCUUCUACGAUCGCCUCGUGCUCCCCGUCGCGCGGCGGCUCACCGGCAACCCGCACGGGCUCACCCCCCUCCAGCGCGUCUUCGUCGGCCUCUUCCUCUCCAUCGCCGGCAUGGCCGCCGCGGCGCUCAUCGAGCGCCACCGGCUCGCGUCGUCCUCCCACGGCGCCGUGCUCACGGUGUUCCUCCUGAUGCCGCAGUUCGUGCUCGUCGGCGCCGGCGAGGCGUUCACCUACAUGGGCCAGCUCGACUUCUUCCUCCGCGAGUGCCCCAAGGGGAUGAAGACCAUGAGCACGGGCCUGUUCCUCAGCACCUGCGCCAUCGGCUUCUUCUUCAGCACGCUGCUCGUCACCAUCGUCCACAAGAUCACCGGCCACGGCCCCCGCGGCGGCUGGCUCGCCGACAACCUCGACCACGGGAGGCUCGACUACUUCUACUGGCUGCUCGCCGUGCUCAGCGCCAUCAACCUCUGCUUCUUCACGCUCGCCGCCAAGGGCUACGUCUACAAGGAGAAGCGCCUCGCCGACGCCGGCAUCGAGCUCGCCGACGAGGAGACCAUAGCCGUCGGCCACUGACGCAUGAUGCUAGCUCGCAGUUAGCACGCGCGCGUCGUCGUCUCCUUGUAUAACUUUGGUUUUUUCUUUGUAUUUUGAUUUUUUUUCUUCGUGUAUUCGGUGGGAUACGGAUGUAUUUCACCGGAUAUAUAUAAUCUGGGUAUAUUACGCAGUUAAUUAAUGUGUACGUGAGGAGGGUAAAAAAAAAAGAAUGUACUGCUGCUGUAGAAUGAAGCUGUACACGUAGGGGGAAGGGAAGAUUUAUACUGGUAUAUGUACAUCGUAUACUGAUAGUACUGUGCAGCGCAGGAGGAAAUUCCUGCGAGGUGAGGGCACCUCUGAAUCUGAUCAAUAAGAAAAAGGUUUUGUUCAUAUGAAA
This is a messenger RNA of Oryza brachyantha (malo sina), 2209 nucleotides long. RefSeq names its product protein NRT1/ PTR FAMILY 6.3-like. NCBI's taxonomy places the organism in Eukaryota, Viridiplantae, Streptophyta, Magnoliopsida, Poales, Poaceae. The transcript is spliced from 3 exons. The coding region runs from base 82 to 1851 and encodes 589 amino acids. Gene Ontology annotation, cellular component: membrane. The record is from RefSeq and is a predicted model, not a curated record. Gene Ontology annotation, molecular function: nitrate transmembrane transporter activity. Gene Ontology annotation, biological process: transmembrane transport; oligopeptide transport; response to nitrate.